AGGCUGUCACCGCAAUGCUUAGCGGACUUGAUGUGCUGGGUGGUAAGCAAGGUACGCAGGUACAUCAAUGCCUUAAUUACUCUGCAGCCUAGAGGGGCAGUCCGCUGAGCCAAGUUUCCCAAUAGUGGGUGGUGCAUGUGAUGUAUCGCCCCUCUAAGCCAAUCGUUCCCCAAGGUGCCCGCGGUGCCCUCUGUAAACCUUGAACCGACGCGGAGACGCUUUCUCCAUCGUCCUACAACUCGGAUCGCCUCCUUUCUCCAUUAUCUCCAUUCCCAAUUCCCCCUACGAUUACCUGACUUUCUCACACUCACACGAAUAAGCCCGUUCGCUCCUCUCGAACUCGACGUCCUCGGUUUAUCUACAAAUUACCUACGAACCGACGACAACUAGACUCCGCGACUACACCUUUCCGCUACCCCUCUCACCCCUCAAACUCCGCCGUAAGUCGAAGCCGGAUCUCCCCUCCCAUCGCCUAGACCGCCUUCAAAGGCGACAUCUGUGAUCGACGACUAACACCACAACUCCAGAAAAUGAAGUUGCACUACAUCGGAAUCCUCCGCAAUGACAGCAAGCCCGCCGUCGAGCUCUGCAGCGAGAUGGAGCUGUCCGCAUACUCCCGGUUCACUAGAAACAGCUACGCCGAGUUCAUGAGCCUAUUCUCUAAGAAGGUGGCCGAGUCGACGCGCCCUGGCCAGAGGCAAGAUAUCGAGGAGGGCGAUAACACAUUCCACUGCGUGGGAAGAAGCGAGGGUAUCUGUGGCGUUAUCAUUUCCGAUCACCAAUAUCCGAGUCUCGUCGCUCACCAGCUUCUCUCCAAGAUCGUCGACGAGUUCCUCACCAAGCACCCGCGCUCCACAUGGGCGACGGGCGAACCCAAGCUCGUCCUCCCCGAGCUCAAGGAGUACCUGACGCGGUACCAAGACCCGCAGCAGGCCGACUCGAUUCUCAAGAUCCAAAAGGAGCUCGACGAGACCAAGAUUGUGCUACACAAGACCAUCCAGAGCGUCCUGGAGCGCGGAGAAAAAAUUGACGACCUGGUGGCCAAGAGCGACGGCCUGAGCUCCCAGAGUAAGAUGUUUUAUCAGCAGGCCAAGAAGCAAAACUCGUGCUGCAUCGUCAUGUAAAAACAAAGAAGUCGUGCCCUCCUUUUUGUUAUCGCCCGCCUUGUGCCUUCUCUCACCUGAGUUGAUUGUCGUUAAACCGUCUGGCGUUGGAUCCCCUCUUGGAACUCUGUCUCAGCAUAAACAUUCGCUCAGUGUUCAACGCUCGCUACUUCAGGAUUCGCAAGCAAAGAACGACUGCCCUUUUUUGCUUUUUGCUUUUGCAACAACGUCGGGGGAAGGGGCUUCUUACACUACCUACCAUAGCGGGAUGAUGAGAAGGCAGGAUAGCAAGGCCCAGUGUUCAUAGUUUCUCCCUAACCCGGCCACCACUCCAGUCUCCAGUAGCGAGACAAAAUCGACGGCUAGAGUUUUUAGGAUUAAUACAAAUCUUUCCUUUCUGUUGCA
Colletotrichum scovillei is the source of this 1508-nucleotide messenger RNA. Its product is annotated as synaptobrevin. The coding region runs from base 531 to 1124 and encodes 197 amino acids. Gene Ontology annotation, molecular function: SNAP receptor activity. Gene Ontology annotation, cellular component: Golgi apparatus. The record is from RefSeq and is a predicted model, not a curated record. The transcript is spliced from 5 exons. NCBI's taxonomy places the organism in Eukaryota, Fungi, Ascomycota, Sordariomycetes, Glomerellales, Glomerellaceae. Gene Ontology annotation, biological process: endoplasmic reticulum to Golgi vesicle-mediated transport.